AUGUCACUAAAUGAGGAGAUCACAGAGACCAAAAGCCCUUCACCCAAAGCUGGCACAAAAGAUUUGCACCAGACAAUAAGAGCCCCUGCUGCAUCUCAAUAUUCCACGUGCCCUCUCUGUUUGAGAACUUUUGGCAAUAUGCUGUAUGUAAACCCCUGUUUACAUAGCUUCUGCUUUUCUUGUACACAGGACUUGCUAGAAACCAAGGCAGAAUGUCCUUGCUGUAAGAAACCUUUCCAUUCUGUUUUUCACCCUGUAAAUAUCAAAGGAUGCUCUAAAGACCUCCCAUCCCCAAGGCACCCCAAAGGAGAUUCUCCAUCCACCAAAAAGCAUCCCAAAGAAGAACAUGUUUCCUCACAUUCCAAAAAGCACAUGGAAAAGCGUCCUUCUUUACCUUCCAAAAGUCAGUCUGGAGAGCACAUCACUUUGCCUCGUCUUAGGGAAGAAGACCUUUCCAGGCCUAACCUAAAGAGACCUCACAGGCCUUCCUCUUUUAAAUCUCCUGGAAAAGACAGCCCAUUCCUAAGUGGAUUCACAAAACAUCAGGCCCGUCAUGAGUGCCUACAUUUGUCUAUCUUGGGGAAAGUGCUAAAUUCAGACCAUAUAUCCACAGAAGUAGUGGAUGAAACUGCAUUCAACUCUCCCCCAGAAUUGAUGACGCCUAGAGACAAUGAACAAGACAAUAUUCAGUAUAGAGCAAUAUCUGCCAAUUUGUCUAGGCCAAACUUUCUAGAAGCCACAUUGUUGAUUAUUUCUUCCGGGGCCAUGUUAUUCAUAUGUACUUACAUCUAUUUAAGUUUAGUCCUCUUGCAUAAAUAA
Molecule: messenger RNA, 819 nt
Organism: Rhineura floridana
Lineage: Eukaryota; Metazoa; Chordata; Lepidosauria; Squamata; Rhineuridae
Exons: 1
Coding region: 1-819 (272 amino acids)
Biological process (GO): protein monoubiquitination; protein polyubiquitination
Molecular function (GO): ubiquitin protein ligase activity
Source: RefSeq, a predicted model, not a curated record